This is a messenger RNA of Fundulus heteroclitus (mummichog), 3430 nucleotides long. RefSeq lists its product as uncharacterized. The coding region runs from base 17 to 1681 and encodes 554 amino acids. The record is from RefSeq and is a predicted model, not a curated record. NCBI's taxonomy places the organism in Eukaryota, Metazoa, Chordata, Actinopteri, Cyprinodontiformes, Fundulidae. Gene Ontology annotation, biological process: proteolysis. The transcript has 2 exons. Gene Ontology annotation, molecular function: aspartic-type endopeptidase activity.
CAGACAUCAUCAAUUCAUGGUUGAUACAGGUGCUGCAUACUCAUGCAUAGGUAAAUGUGGGAUUAACCUGCCUCUCUCAGCAUCAAAGAUUCGAACAGUAGGUUUCUCUGGGAAGACCCAAAUAAUACCCAUGACUGAGCCAGUUCCCAUGAUUAUAGGAGAAAAGACUGUGUAUGCACCACUACUUUAUUCAGCAGAUACGCCAAUUAAUCUGCUGGGCAGAGAUGUGUUAUGCCAGCUCAACGCAAAGAUUAAAUGCACUCCAAAUGGAAUUUAUUUUGAAGCAACUGACAACAGUGAAGCCUUCAUGAUGCCACUGAGCCCACAGAUGAUCCCACAAGUGACAAAUCAUGACCCCGAAGACCAAGUAUUUUGGAUGAAACUCACGUCACCCACCUCUUUCCUCCAAUUGGAGUGGGAAACAUGGAGACCUCUGAUAAUGAACCACUACGACAAGUCCAAAGAACCCUUCCUCCCUCUCCAUUGCACCAUGUUUUAUGACAAAGGACAGAAACAUGAAGACUACGAGAAGAGCUGGGAUGAAGAAAUUAACAACAAAGCAACUGUCAUCCAAUAUGCUGACAUAAUGGUUGGGCCACAAGGAGCCGCAGCCGUUGUCAAGUUUCCUGAAAAAGACAUUGCUGAAUGGUUCCAGGUCGCUGACUCAGCGCCGCAUGUCACAUUGCUGAUUGCUGACAGGUACGAGUCACAUGACCUGGGUCCCAUGAUUCAAGAAGCCAAGAAGGUCACAGAAUGGAUUGAUACGGCGUGGAACCGGAUCAGUGUAUCAAAAGAUGGACUAUUCUUCAAGAUCUCAUUUUCACAAGCAGAUGAAGUAAUAGCAGAACACAUCAAAGUGCCUGGGAAAAGACAAAUGGCGGUGACUGAAGAGCAUGCAUCACUAUUAGAACAAGUUCCUGAGCAGGUGAAAGCAGCUCACAACCGAGACGAGACACGUAUCCCAGUGGACGUCAGAGACGUCCAAGUCGGUGACAAAGUGUUCAUACGAGUGUUUAAACGUCAGUGGAACGAACCUCGUAGGGAAGGGCCCUUUAAAGUUGUUCUUACCACUCCCACUGCCCUAAAAGUUGAAGGUAAGCCCUUCUGGUUCCAUAAAAACCACUGCACACGUCAUCGCCCACCAGACCCACCUGGCCUUGAUCCAGGACCGACGGGCUCUGCGCAUGUUGAAAGGGCAGCAGCAAGUCUCCCUCCGCAUGACACCAUAGCACAUGCACAGGCGUCUGAUGUCAUACCUGGGGCGAGCACUGAUGCAUCCUCACCCUCGUCAUCGUCUGAUGGCCAGAGACGAUCAGCCCGCUUGGCAGCCCGACGGUCUCCACUGUCAGGGGACUCUGAGAAUGAUAGUGUUCAUUCUUUUGUUUCCAAUCCGCCUUCUGACUCUGGCAGCAGUAAUGCUGAUUCUCCUGCCACUCAGAGUCCUGGCAGGCCUGUCUCAGACUCACCCAGCCCUGAGGCACUGGAAGGACCUUUUUUUUCCUCACUCAUCAGACAGUGCUGGAACUGUUUCCCCUUUCUCACAUCCCUCACCUGCACCUUCCCCACCCCCUCCCUCCCUUUCCGCUUCCUCGGACGGCACGUAUGGGUCGGCGAGCGGGUCGUGUCCGCCCACUCCAUCGCCGUCUGGGCGUCUCUCGUAUGCGUCUUCUUCCGAAUCUGACUAGUUUUCUUCUUUUGUUAACCCUUUUUGGGUUAACAAGGGGGGAUCUUAUUAAACUCACCACUAACAAUGCACACUCACACUUACACUUAAAGCGUCAAACAGAGACAUGUGCACUAGCAAUGAUAACACUAGCUACUAACCAGGGGAUAAUCAGUAAUAACGGUGGGGAGAAUAAAUCAUUAAUGCAUGUGCAAACUGAAGGUUAUGACUAUGUGAUGUCUGAAGAAAUUUUAGGAGACGAGUCAAUGGGAAAACAUUGGCUUGGAACUCCACAAAGCAUGGACUGCCGUGGGGAUGGGAUGGUGAUCAUUACGGUAAGAUGCAAGACAGACAAGUGCCAAAACAUACUAACAAAGCAAAUAAUGAUGAUAGAAACAGCUCAUAAAGUAGUAAAGUUAAUAAACAAAAGACAGAAAAGGGAUUUAAGUAUUUUAAAAACGUCACAUUGGGAGACUAACAUGUUCCAACAAUGGAUACAGUUCUCAGUUCAGACAAUGUUUGAAGCUAAAAAUCGUCCUAAAGAUGAUUGUAUCGCCUGCUACAAUGCUAAGAAAUUACCAUCCCUUCAGAUUAUACCUGGAAGUAAAAUAGGUGAUUGUCCAGACAUAUCAGAGUGCUUUGCUUUCUGUGCCAUGCACAUGGCUGCAGGUUCACCAGCAUGGGCAGAAGACAGGAAAAGAUGCCCCAAAGCGCUAACCCCCUCAACAAGUGAAGUACUAAGUACAUUCUUACUCCCUCCAGUAAUAAAAAAACCAGCUGAAAUAAUUUUUCCAUUCUGUAUAGCUCGAGGAAAAGAAUUAGAAAAGGUGACCGACAGGACCUCUAGCGAAAUGGGGACAGCAGACGGAAUGGUGAAAUGUAGUAACAUGCCAUGGUAUCCACCGGCAGCUGGAGGAAAUGUCAGCUACAUUAAAAUAUGUGAAACUAGCCCUAAAGCUAAAAUACGGUGUAAACAGGUAGUACCAGAUGGAGGACAUGUCAUCUAUGAAUUACAACCUACAUCGGUAGCUCUAUACCGAGUAAGGAGUCUGGCGAAGGGAUCUGCCCCAUUAGGAGAUAUUUUUUGGACAUGUCACAAUGAUGAGCAGAUACUAUCCUCACUGCCUUCUCGGUGGGAGGGCAUCUGUGCUCCAGUAAUGCUUACAGGACAAUUAAAAUUAAUAAUAGAUAAUCAAAAAAUCAGCAACAGAACAUCUAAUGAAAUAGGAAACCGUACAAAAAGAAGUGCUCCUACUGAGCACAAACAGAAUUGGCAAAUGUCAGAUGAAGUAUAUAUUACAUGGGAUCAGGUCCCAUUAGGGGUACCGGAUGAACAUGCAGCAAUAGGAAGUAAGUGGAUAAAAGCUGGACGAGGAGCCGGCGCGUUACCAUUCUUCGGAGCAAUUACCAAUGCGCAAUACAUAGCUCGAAAUAGUAGGUGGGUAAAUCUCCUAUGGUACAAUCAACAAAGGUUUAUAAAUUUUACAAUAAAGGGCUUAGACCUUAUAAAAGAACAAUUACAUGCUACAUCACUAAUGGUUUUACAACAUAGGUUCGUACUGGAAUCCCGUAUGGCCGGGGACCAGGGGCUAUGUGAUUAUAUCGGGACAGACUGUUGUACCUUAAUCCCUAUGCAUACUGAUGUUAACGGCAGCUUAACAGGUGUUCUGCAAGAAAUGAAGCGUAUGAGAGAUCAGCAUGUGGAGAGAUCCAAUUGGAACACUCAGCUGAAGGGGUUUUGGGAUUGGUUCAAUAAGCUUGGGUGGA